Messenger RNA from Vigna unguiculata (cowpea), 2097 nucleotides. RefSeq lists its product as uncharacterized. NCBI's taxonomy places the organism in Eukaryota, Viridiplantae, Streptophyta, Magnoliopsida, Fabales, Fabaceae. The record is from RefSeq and is a predicted model, not a curated record.
AGUGUAUAAAAGAUUUUUUGAAAUAAAAUUUUCCCCAUUGGCUUUGUGCUUUCCAUUUUCCACUCAAUUUGCAGACUCCGAUUUUCAAGCACAAGACAUCCAUCGCGGUGCCCCGAGAGAGAUUCGCUAAACCCACAAUUCCACCACUCCGAGAGCCAGAAAUUAAAAGGCGGUACAAAGAAAGAAACAAAACGACACGCCGUAAAAGCAAAACACAGAGAAUAGCAAGUAGAAGAUUUGGAACGUGAUAAUAACGGAAUCGUUGGAGCGAGCGAGCGAGUGAGUGAUUUUCGAUUUCUUUCCCUUAUGUAAUGCAUCAGAAGAAAUCAGAGGUUCAGAUCGGAAAAGAAAGCGUAGGCGUCUCUUCCGAUUUCAAUCCUUCGCCGCCCCUGCAAUACCAGAAACACCCGCACCACCGUCACCAAUUCUAUCCGCAAAUUGAAAUCGAUAUCUCCCCACCGCAACAGCGCACCGGACCGCCGCAGGUAACCCCUCCGCCCUCGCUCUCGAAGCAGAAGCACCUCCACCCGCACGCCCAGCCGCCUCUCUUCAAGUCGCACAACGCCGCCUUCUUUUCCGUAACGGUCGCUGCCAAGAGCGCCGCCUUCCGCGCGCUGCGUCGCGUCAGGCGCCAGCGCGCGUUGCUCCUACUCGCGGUGCCGCUCCUCUACCUCUACUUCCUCGUCUCGCGCUCCUUCCUCCUCGACCUUCUUUCGGCGAUCGCCUUCUCCGCCGCGCUUGUGUUCUCUCUCAACCUCGCGUUUCCGCUGCCGCUCCGCUCUAUUCGGCUCAAGUCGCCGUCCGCUGUGGUCACCCGCCCCGCGCCGCAGCUGCCGGUGUUCUGGACGAUUGGGUCGCGGCCCAAGUCGGAGAAGCGCGUGGCGUCGGGGUGCUGGGUGCAGGUCUUCGGGAACGGCGACGUUUACGAGGGGGAGUUUCACCGAGGGAAGUGUUCCGGGAGCGGGGUGUAUUAUUAUAGUAGGAGUGGGAGGUACGAGGGGGAUUGGGUGGAUGGAAAAUACGAUGGCUAUGGGGUGGAGACUUGGGCGCGUGGGAGUCGCUACCGAGGGUGUUACCGGCAGGGUUUGAGACAUGGGUUUGGGGUGUAUAGGUUUUACACCGGGGAUGUGUACGCCGGCGAGUGGUCUAAUGGACAAAGUCACGGGUGUGGUGUUCACACGUGCGAGGAUGGGAGUAGGUACGUUGGAGAGUUCAAGUGGGGUGUCAAGCAUGGCCUUGGUCAUUACCAUUUCAGAAAUGGUGAUACAUAUGCGGGUGAAUACUUUGCGGACAAGAUGCAUGGUUUUGGGAUAUAUCAUUUUGCAAAUGGCCAUCUAUAUGAAGGAGCCUGGCAUGAAGGUAGAAGGCAAGGACUUGGCAUGUAUACAUUUAGAAAUGGUGAAACCCAAUCCGGUCACUGGCAAAAUGGACUUCUUGACAUUCCAAGCACUCAAAGCACUACUAAUCCUGUUUCUCCUGUUGGUCUAUCUCAUUCCAAAGUGCUCAAUGCAGUGCAGGAAGCAAGACGAGCAGCAGAGAAAGCGUAUGAAGUGGCAAAGGUAGAUGAAGGGGUAAACCGAGCUGUAGCAGCUUCUAAUAGAGCAGCGAAUGCAGCCAGAGUAGCUGCUGUGAAAGCUGCACAAAAGCGGAUGCAUCAGGUUAACACCGAAAGCUUCGCAAUUCCUGUCAUGUAAGAGUAUCUCAGCUGCUUUUUUUUUGUAUUACAAGAGAAGGUUGAGAUUGUAGAAGAAAGCCGAUUCCGUAGGUGGCUACAGUAGUUUAAACAGCUUCAUCCCCAUUGCAAUAAUUGCUUUGGCAUUUUGCUUUCUUUGAUUUUAUGUUUUCAUUAUUGGCUGAAAGAAAGCAGAUUUGUUAUCCAUAUCGGCUGCAGUCCUUGUAUAGAGGGAGGAAGGGUGAUGGCAUCCAUACGGUAAAACUAUUUUAUAGAUAACUUUUCAUUUUUUCCACUUUUUGUAAAUUUAUAGUGCUGGUGUGCAGAUGAAACCUACCACCGGCUCUUGUUGUAUAAUCGCUUGCUAAAAUAACCAGAGGAGAAAUAUAUACAAUAAAGAGUUAAUUUCUUUCCCUUACUUCAAA